Messenger RNA from Lineus longissimus, 3966 nucleotides. RefSeq lists its product as uncharacterized. Bases 1 to 3966 code for a protein of 1321 amino acids. The record is from RefSeq and is a predicted model, not a curated record. Gene Ontology annotation, molecular function: nucleic acid binding. NCBI's taxonomy places the organism in Eukaryota, Metazoa, Nemertea, Pilidiophora, Heteronemertea, Lineidae. The transcript has a single exon.
AUGGAGCGAGCAUCAACGAAAAAAUUAAAAAAUUUUCCUAUAAAUAAAGACAUGUUUACAUCGUCAAAUGUUCAAGAUUUGUUAUCGACUGAUGAGCUAAAAAUUUUAGCUUAUAGACAUAAGCUAAAAAAUUAUGGAAGUCUAUCAAGAGCAAAGUUACUUGAGGGACUUGAACAGAUCCCCAACAGUUUCAACGACAUCGAAGUGAAAAUUGACAAGCCAAUAACUGACUUGUCACAAAUUGAAAAACGAGUUUUAGCUCAACGACUAGGGUUAAAUCCUAGAAAAUUUAAAAAGGAGCAGCUAGAACAAAUCAUCAAAGAGAAAAUCCAAAAAGAAAAUCUCACCAACAUUAAACCUAAACCUGUAAAGUCAAAAAUAUCAAUUAGAAAACCAUUGUUAGAAAAAGUAAAAGAAUUGGGUCACAAAAAUUUUCAGAAUCUCAAUAUUAAGAAACUGAAAGAGCUUCUGACCAAAGAACCAGUCAAACGUAUUUUAAAAUCAGAUCUUUUCAAACAAGCUAAGGAACUUGAUAUUAAUGUCAAAAGUUCCAUGACUAAGAAAGUCAUUCAAGACCUGAUUGAAAAAUUUCAAAAAAUUAAAACAUUUAAAAAAAACUCAGCUUUCAGAGGAUUUGCCAAUCAUUUUCAAUUGGAAGGCUUGCCUCAUAUUGACAUUGAAAACUAUCUCAAUAAAAUUAAAUCAUCUCUUCAAGAUAAAUUGAAAGCUGAAAAUAAGGAAGGAUUAAAAAUUAAUCUAGUCCUCACUAUUCUUAUGAAGAGGAAGAAUGAAUUAAAAGAAUUUCAACUGCGUUCUAGGCACACACUUUAUGUGAGUCAAGAACUAGAUUAUUCCAAGAUGAUUGAAGACUUUCUCAAUGAAUUGGAAAACCUAGUGAACAAAGGUUCAGGUUGGAAAUUUCUAGAAGUCAUCAAGAUGGAACUACAUACCAUCAAUUACACACCUCUGUCAGGAUCAAGCUAUAUUCCAUUACCAUCACAUAUUCAAAAGAAACGAGCAGUCAUCAAUGUCCAAAAUGAUGAUCAAAAAUGCUUCAGAUAUUCAGUAGAAGCAGCAUUAUUAAACUUAGAGAAAAACACAGAACGUGUUUCAAAUUACAAUAAACCUGACUUUGACCACAUGUUCAAAGACCUAGACUAUCCUGUCAAAAUCAAGGAUAUGGAUACAUUUGAAAAGAAUAACCCUGAUUUAGCAGUCAAUGUCUUUACAUUUAUUCCAAAGCAGAAAGAGAAGGGUCUUAUCUACCCCAUUUCACCAGUCAGACUCUCUGAGAGAAAUAUAGAAAAUCCAAUCAAUCUUCUGUACUAUAAAGAUGAGAACGAUAUUCCAGAUAAUGAAAAAAUAGAAGAUGUGAAAGAUAAUGCUAACUACCACUAUGCGUGGAUUAGAACUUUUUCAAGACUUAUAUCUGCCUCACAUUCUAAGCAUGAUGGACAGGUGAAAAUAUGCUUCAGAUGCAUGAAAGUGAUAUCAGCAUCAAAUAGUAACCUUCUCAAUGAAAGAUACAACCAACAUAGUGAGAAUUGUAAAACGUUUGAAUGUGUCAGAGUGAGUAUGCCUAAGGAGCAUGAAAAGAUCAUGGAAUUUAAACAGAAAAAAUUUGAGCAAAAGCAUCCUGUGAUGAUCGUCGCAGACUUUGAAUCAUCGUUGAAAACAAUUGAUCAACAAUUAGGAGAAAAGACUGUUCAAAUUCAAGAACAUAUUCCUAACUCAUUCAGUUUCUACAUAUGUUAUGACACACAUCAAAUUCAGGCUGACAAUCUAUUCGUAGAAUUUAGUGUCCACCAUUCUGAUGAAGAUAUCGGAGAAAGAUUCUGUGAAGAGAUUGAAAAAGCUGUGUAUGACAUUUAUGACAAGCAUUUCACCAAUCCUAAAGCUAUGUUAGCUUUAACCAAAGAAGAAAAGGUGAAGCACAAGACAGCUAAAACAUGUUAUGUCUGUCACAAGGUGUUCACAGAAGAAAAUCAUAAAGUUCGUGAUCACAAUCAUUUCACAGGCAAAUACAGAGGGCCAGCUUGUAAUAAGUGUAACCUUCAAUUACAAGCUCCAAACUUCAUACCAGUAUACUUUCAUAAUCUUUCAGGUUAUGAUGCACAUUUAUUCGUGAAAAAUCUGAAAGGAAGACUGACUGUCAUCGCGAAAAAUUCUGAAAAUUAUAUAUCAUUUUCCAAGGAAUUACACAUCGAUGAGCAUAAAACACUGUCCAUCCGAUUUCUUGAUUCUUAUCGACUUAUGCAGUCAUCACUAGCAAAUUUAGCUAAGAAUCUCCCUAAUGAUGAAAAGAAACAUCUUUCACACUAUUUCAAAGAAGAACAAUUCAAUCUCGUCACGCAAAAAGGCAUCUAUCCUUAUGAAUGGGUAGAUUCAUACCAUAAAUUUGAAGAAACAGCAUUACCUCCUAUCCAAGCCUUUAGCUCAGCCCUCAACGCGACACACAUUUCGCAAGAAGACUAUAAUCAUGCACAACAUGUGUGGAAAACAUUUGGUUGUAAAACCUUUAGAGAUUAUCACAAUUUAUACCUCAAAACAGAUGUUCUUUUACUAGCAGACAUAUUAGAAAAUUUCAGACAGACAUGCAUGACCAUUUAUAAUAUAGACCCAGUGUGGACUUACUCAGCCUCAGGUCUAUCUUGGCAAGCGACGCUGAAAAAAACAGAUGUUAAUAUUGAAUUGUUAACAGAUGCUGACAUGCACCUUUUCUUUGAAUCUGGCAUUAGAGGAGGCAUCUGUCAAGCAAGUCACAGAUAUGCAAAAGCGAAUAAUCCUGAUGUGACAGAUUUUGAUCCAGAAAAGCCUAUCAGUUAUAUCGCUGAUCUUGAUGCGAAUAAUUUAUAUGGCAUAGCCAUGAGUGAAAAAUUACCACAAAGUAAUUUUAAAUGGAUGACACCAUCAGAAUUAAAAAAUUGGAAGAAAAUUCCAUGUAAUUUAGAAGUAGACUUAGAAUAUCCUCAAGAAUUACACGAACAUAUCAAUGGUAAGUUGAUGCUUAAUUUACACAACAAGAAAAAAUAUGUUGUUCAUCACAAAGCAUUAAAAUUCUAUCUGAGCCAAGGUUUAAAAUUGACUAAGAUUCACAGAGGUAUAAGCUAUACAGAAUCAUACUUUUUAAAAGAGUACAUUGACUUAAACACGAGUCAACGAGCCAAAGCGAAAAAUGACUUUGAAAAGGAUUUCUUCAAACUCAUGAACAAUUCAUGUUUUGGAAAAACAAUGGAAAAUGUCAGAGAUAGAAAAAAUAUAAAGCUGACGACUAAUGUCCCUCAGCUUCGAAAAUGUGUCAAUUCGAACAAUUUCAGGUCCAGUAAAAUAUUUGGUGAAAAUUUAAUCAUGGUAGAAUCUCAAAAAUCAGAAGUGUGUUUGAAUAAACCCAUCUUUAUGGGUCAAGCGAUUCUUGAUCUUUCAAAAAUACAUAUGUAUAAUUUUCACUAUAAUCAUAUGUUAAAAAAGUAUGGUGAGAAAGCACAACUGUUGUACACAGAUACAGAUUCUUUAGUCUAUCAUAUUGAAACACCUGAUAUUGACAAGGAUAUGAAACAAGAUGCACAUUUAUAUGACUUUUCCAAUUUUCCAAAAGAUCAUCCCAUGUUUGAUGAAACAAACAAAAAAGUCCUUGGCAAAAUGAAGGAUGAAGAAGCUGGUCACAGAAUCACUGAAUUUAUCGCUUUGAGGUCUAAGUUGUAUGCCUAUACAACGGACCAAGAUGAAGCGGUGAAGAAGUGUAAAGGUGUGAAGAAGAGCGUUGUUAAAAAUGAGAUUUCCUUUGAAGACUAUAAGACAGUACUAUUGGAAAAAAUACCAAUUGAAAAAAGCAUGAAUGUGUUUCGAUCAAGACAUCAUCAAUUGUAUACUGAGAAAGUGAGCAAAGUAGCGUUGAAUGCGAAUGAUGAUAAACGUACCAUAUUAGAAGAUGGCAUCUCCACGAAAGCUCUAGGUUUUAAACAUUAA